AUGAAGCUCCAUCUCCUGUCGGCGGUUGGCGCUCUGGCAGCCGUUGCCAAUGCCUCGACCUUGACACCGCCAGUGCUACCACUAGUCGUGCGAAACCCAUACUUGAACACCUGGCUGACCCAAGCGCGGGGCAAUCCGUGGGACCAUUGGCCCAUCUUUUGGACGGGCAGCACAUUCGGCUUUGGAAUACUGGCAUCGGUACCGGAUACCAAAACUGUAUACCCCCUGCUUGGCGAGCCUCAUGCCUUCCUCGAGAAGAAAGAUAGUAGAUACAACCUCUCCUACCCUCACUAUGACGGAGCUACAUUCGAUGCUUCGACUACGAACCUGACGUACACCAUUGCGAAUGAAGGCGCCGGCACGGAGGUCAAAAUUACUCUAUCGUUUAUGUCUCCCAUAACACCAACCUCGACCUUCCGUCAAGCAUUGCCAGCAUCGUACAUGACCUUCUUCGUGGAGGGGAACCUGGAUAUCAGCCUCUUCAUUGACAUCAACGGGGAGUGGGUCAGUGGAAACCGACACAAUGAGAUCGCAUGGUCGUUGGAGAAGCCAGAAGUGUCUGAGCGAUCGGGGUUCACACCAUUGAAGAUCUGGAAGAUCUCACGGCAGUAUCAGCAGCAUCUGACCGAGUUCGACGACCAAGCCGAGUGGGGCACUCUAUACUUCACUGCACCUGCAGAUGUCGAACACCAAAGCGGCGAGAUUUAUUCGGUGUACCGGCAAUUUGCAAAGCAUGGGAACUUGACCAACGAAGUUGAUUCAUCACCACGCCGCAUGUUCGAUCGCGAGCCAAUUUUCGCAUAUACGAAGCACUUUAAACUUCAGAACGAGUACAACAGCUCCUCUAAAGCUGACAGUGCGCGGUUCACAUUCUCCUUGAUCCAGGAUCCCGUAGUUCAGUACGCGUCGUCUCGCGGGCUGACACAAAUGCGACCUCUCUGGGCAUCUUACUUCUUCACGGCAGAGGACAUGUUACAGUACCAUUAUGACGACUUCAAGACUGCAACGAAGCUGGCAGGUGAUUACUCAGAGCAGCUGGCGAAGGACGCGCUUGCGUCGGGAUCCGAAGACUAUAAGGAUAUAGUAGCGCUUUCGGCUCGACAGAUCUUCGGCGCAACCCAAUGGUCGGGAACACCAGACAACCCCAUUCUUUUCCUCAAGGAGAUCUCGUCCAACGGAAACUUCCAAACCGUUGAUGUCAUCUUCCCAGCAUUCCCCUUUUUCUUAUACACCAACCCGCAGUGGCUAGCUUACCUGCUCGAACCUUUACUGGAGCACCAGCUCAGUGGCCAGUACCCCAACGACUACAGUAUGCAUGAUCUAGGAACUCACUUCCCCAACGCAACCGGACACGGCGACGGUAACGACGAGUAUAUGCCGGUUGAAGAGUGCGGUAACAUGCUGAUCAUGGGCUUGGCAUUGGCGAAUGCGCUGAGGGACGGAUCCGCGGCCGUUUACGCCCGAGAAGCCCCUGCUUCCACACUCCGCCUCCAGUCUGGGCUUCCUGAGAAACCUUUGACUGUAGACGAGUAUGGCAUGGACAGAAGCUUCGAAGAGAUCGGGACGACUGGGUCGAAGGUAGCUACCAAGUGGGUGCAGCGAUCGUACUCACUUUGGAAGAAGUGGACGGGCUACCUUGUCCGAGAAUCACUUAUCCCGGCCAACCAACUGUGCACCGACGAUUUCGCAGGUUGGCUCGCCAACCAGACGAACCUGGCAUUGAAGGGCAUCGUCGGAAUCAGGGCGAUGAGCGACAUCUCAAGCCUUGUAGGCAACGAACGGGAGGCAGGUGAAUACAGGAAGAUUGCGGAAGAGUACAUCGACAAGUGGCAAGAUUUCGGUAUCUCUAGAGACGGCACACACGCAAAGUUGUCCUACACCUGGCAGGGUUCAUGGACGACCCUCUACAAUCUCUACGCUGAUGCCCUUCUGUGCUUUCACAUUGCUGACAACAAGUCGUCUCUCGGCCACAGCCGGUUCUGGGGAGAGGAUCAGACAAGGCUGGGCGGAGACUCGGGCAAGAGUUCGAGAUCAACCUUCAUCCCAGACAAGAUCUACCAGAUACAGAGUGACUGGUAUCACAAUGUGCUCCAGAAGUACGGGUUGCCUCUGGACCAGCGUAACCUGCAGACAAAGAGUGACUGGGAGUUCUUCGCUGCAGCAGUUACUAGCAAGAAGACUCGGUCCGAAAUCUUGCAGCAUGUUGCCCGGUGGGUCAAUGAGACAUCUACAGAUAUACCCUUCACGGAUCUGUAUGAUACCGAGGGAACGGGGCACUUCCCUGAGUCCGGCAUAGCCUUCAAGGCUCGCCCAGUGGUAGGCGGUCAUUUUGCCUUCUUGGCGUUGGAAAGAGCCUGUGGCGGCAAAGCUGUCGAGGGGCUCAGGUUCCUUGACGUGGCCGAGCCAGCGAGUAUUGAUGUAUAUGCAGCAUUAGAGGCCGAAAGGCGCGAGGGUACGGCAGGGAAAGGGCCGUCCGAGCUUUGA
Messenger RNA from Neoarthrinium moseri, 2484 nucleotides. RefSeq lists its product as uncharacterized. The record is from RefSeq and is a predicted model, not a curated record. The transcript has 3 exons. Bases 1 to 2484 code for a protein of 827 amino acids. Lineage: Eukaryota; Fungi; Ascomycota; Sordariomycetes; Amphisphaeriales; Apiosporaceae.